Auanema sp. JU1783 is the source of this 936-nucleotide messenger RNA. The record is from the annotation of a GenBank genome assembly. Lineage: Eukaryota; Metazoa; Nematoda; Chromadorea; Rhabditida; Rhabditidae.
AUGUUAACACUUCACAUCGUACUCUUCAGCUUUAUUUGUUCAAUAAUUUCUUCAGAUGAAGUCCAAGCUCAGCAGACUGCUUCCGAUGUUUUGAGAAGCUUAUGCAUUUAUAACCCGAGACUCUCCUUUUGUAAAAACUUUCCGGCAUAUCCUGAUCGCUUAAUAUCUAAAAAGGCUGUUCUGAUACCUCUGCGACAAAAUACAGAUAUUUCUCAACGUAUUCUUGACAUUAAGCAAAAUGAGUUUUUCGCUGAUGAUAACAACAAGCAAUCCGCAUACCCUGAAUUGACAAUCGGACCGCUGUCUAUUUGGGACUGGAUGAACAGUGAUCCUAGUUACUUGACACUGCCUCUGAUCGACUCUACUGACUUACUUUGGCACCAACCUAAAUCGAGCCAACUACGAGUUCAUGAAAUCCGAAAACAUCGUCAUAAAAGAGCAGCAGGCAGAACUCAAGCUUUUCAAGAAGACCAACCUACGAUUGAAAAUAAUUGGGGCUUCGUUUCUGAAGAGAAGGAAGAAAGUUCAGAGGCGAUGACAGAGUGGCCAACCGAAAAGAUGGAUAAACCUCAAAUACAACCACAGCAAGUCAAUCCCAAUCAGAAUGGGCUCUUGAAAGAUAUAGGUGGUAUUGGUGUUGGUUUUAAUGUUGGGGUGGCUGUUCCUGGCAAUGAUCCUGUCUCUGUUGGAGCUAAGGUCGGAGUGGGAUUAGGAGAAUCAGGAUUGGCAGGAAAGCUUCCCAUUGGAGAAAACAUAUUUCCCCGUCAGGGUGAACAUCAGAGCUUGAAUGAUUAUGAUGGGAAUAAGUACGAUAUAGUACCUGAUAAGGCAUCCAAAUAUCUUCAAGCAAUCAGGGAUGGUCGUCUACGACUACCGAACUAUGCUCCAGCCAAAACCCUUAUAGGAAUUAACGGUGGCAUUGGAGUUGGAAAAUAA